Messenger RNA from Blumeria graminis f. sp. triticale, 351 nucleotides. NCBI's taxonomy places the organism in Eukaryota, Fungi, Ascomycota, Leotiomycetes, Helotiales, Erysiphaceae. The record is from the annotation of a GenBank genome assembly.
AUGAGGUAUCUUAGCGCUGCUUCCGUGGCCGCAUUUUCUGGUCUUCUAUGGUUAGCGGCAGCUGAUGGACACAAGUCACACUUUUAUUGCGAUCCGGGCCAAAGUGUAUACAUAGAGGACAUUGAACGUGAUGAAGGAAGCGGGUAUUAUACGCAUGCGCAACCCGGUGAUCCUACGGGGCGGACUGGGGUGCCAUAUAUGGCACACCGAUCUGCCUGGGUAGGAAAUAAUGGAGAAACCGUUCCCUACUUGAUUCAAGCAUACUUUGAAUAUCCCUACUACCGAGUCUUUAAAAAAGUCGAGACCGGUUGGAAACCUUGUGAGUACUAUGAAGCUUUGGUCUUUGAAUAA